This is a messenger RNA of Cinara cedri, 330 nucleotides long. Lineage: Eukaryota; Metazoa; Arthropoda; Insecta; Hemiptera; Aphididae. The record is from the annotation of a GenBank genome assembly.
AUGAAAAUAUCUGAAGAUAUUGAAAGUAAAUUCAAACAAUUAGUAGAAACAUAUCAAGAUAUAAUUGAUGAAUAUAACGUUUCAAGUUUAAAUGAUCAUAUAUUAAAUGGAGAAUUGGAUUUGUGGUACACUAAAUAUUCGAAUUUAAUAUCUUCCGAACUCAAGAACAAAAAUAUUUUUGAAGUAUACUUCCAAACUAGUCCUGAUAUUUAUCCAGUAAUACCUAAACUUCUUCAAAUAUUCAUAACACUUCCAGUGUCUACUGCCACAGGAGAACGAUCGUUUCCAACAUUCUGUCGUUUUAAAACAUAUUUGAGAAAUUAUUUGUGA